CCAUCCUAAGCGGCGAUGAAGCGGCUAGCGCUCUUCAUACUUUGUAUUCAGUUUGGAUGGGUUUCAUCCUACGUUUUUGACAAAGCCGAGUUUGUACUGGGUAUAUCAUAUCAAGAGAUGCACAAGAACGAGAGCGGAUGCUUUGCUGCAUGCUACGAGAACAACAAGUGCAUUGCACUUGCUUACAGAAAAAUUUCGGGCGGAUGCGCCUUGUUCACCACUGAAAACUCCAAUCAAACGUGUCGUCCUGGCGAUGUUUGCUACACCCUUCAACGCGAUGAGGAAGAUUCCAUGUGCGCAAGAUACGUGAACGUUUGAGAAGUGAUCAAGAAUCAUGUGGUCACUAUUUCUCGAAUUUUCGCUACGUAAAGGAUU
This is a messenger RNA of Cylicocyclus nassatus, 375 nucleotides long. The record is from the annotation of a GenBank genome assembly. Lineage: Eukaryota; Metazoa; Nematoda; Chromadorea; Rhabditida; Strongylidae.